AUGCGAUAUGCGCUCGCCGUGCAACCCAAAAAUUACCUGCUGUUCGGCUGCCACUUUGUCAACUUCAAUGCUCAAUUAACCCAGAUGUACCGCUGGUACGACUACUGGUAUAUGGGCGGCCAAGACAGAUGGGCCAAGAUCCGAGCCCAGGCGGCCAAACUCGAGGGCCAAGCAUCCUCCGUAGCCGACCAGGCGAAAAGUCAAGUCGGUGCAGCCGUGAAUGAGGUCAAGAAGACCGUUUCGUGA
Messenger RNA from Capronia coronata CBS 617.96, 246 nucleotides. Its product is annotated as small nuclear ribonucleoprotein B and B'. Gene Ontology annotation, biological process: pyruvate import into mitochondria. The coding region runs from base 1 to 246 and encodes 81 amino acids. The transcript is spliced from 2 exons. Lineage: Eukaryota; Fungi; Ascomycota; Eurotiomycetes; Chaetothyriales; Herpotrichiellaceae. The record is from RefSeq and is a predicted model, not a curated record. Gene Ontology annotation, cellular component: mitochondrial inner membrane.